AUGGCUUCAGACUUCGAUUUGAAUGAUGACAUGGAUGAAGAUGCUGCUGCUAAUGAUGCUGAAAUGCAAGAAAUGUUUGAGUAUGAUCUCAACUUUGCCUACGAUGAUGAAAUUGACUCAAAAAAUACCCAUGACAACAUUGGGUUGGGCUUAAACCAAACCCCUUCCCCUGGUAACAACAGCAACCAGAUGGAGACAGCAGGUAACAACAACAAUCAGCAAGCAUCAGUAGAUCAACAAGACACAACAAGCAACAACAACAAUAACAAGCACCGAUCAACCCAGAAAAUGCUGAAGUUCACCAUCAACCAACAAGGAGGAGGCUUAGUAGUGGGGCCAAGCUUCCACAAUUGUGGAAGAAAGAGAAUAUCUAUCCCAAAUGAUGCCAUAAGGGCAGUGGCAAUGGGGAACAGAUCAUGCCAAAGGGACUUAGCAGCAAUGCUUAAUGUUGGUAAAAGCACAAUCCAUAGACUAAUUAAGAGAGGGGAAGUCAGACCUCACACGAAUGCAUUAAAGCCAAAGCUUACACCAGCAAACAGACUAGAUAUGAUCAGAUUCAUUCUUAACAGCAUUAUAGGUGAUUCACCAGGCUCAAAAAGAGUGUACCAGCCAAUGUACAAAACAGUGCACAUUGAUAAAAAGUGGUUUACACUGAGUAAAAAAACACAUAGGUUAUACUUAGAAAAAGGAGAAAGAGGUCUACAUAGAGUAAUGCAAUUAGCCAAGUUUAUUCCCAAAUUCAUGUUCCAAGGAGCAGUUGCAAAACCUUGUUACAAUGCACAAAAGGAAGUUAUUUUAGAUGGGAAAAUAGGCAUUUUUCCUUUUGCAAAAAAGGAGCUAGCACUUAGGUGCUCAAAAUACAAGAAAAAAGGAGAAAUGGUCACAAAGGUUAUUGAUCCAAUCAACAAGGAUGUAUCAAGGUGGAUGUUGAUUGAAAAGCAAGAUAAUGCAAAGGCUCAUAUUACUCAAGAUGAUGCAGUUUGGCAAGAACAUUGUGAACAGCCAAGGUUUACUUUUAUAUUAACUCAUCAGCCACCAAACAAUCCAGACGUGAAUGUUUUGGACUUGGGAUUUUUCAGAAGCAUCCAAUCACUUCAACACAAGAAAAUGGCUAAGACACCAGACCAGUUGAUAAAGGCUGUUGAAGAUGCAUUCAAUGAGCUACCUUCUACAAGGUUGUUCAAGGUUUGGGUAACUUUGUGCCACACAAUGAAUCAAAUUCUGAAAAGUAAAGGUUCUAAUAGGUUUGAACCUCCACAUGUUAACAAAGAUAAGCUGGAAAGAGAGGGAAGACUGCAAGAUCCUAUAUAA
Messenger RNA from Chenopodium quinoa (quinoa), 1311 nucleotides. RefSeq lists its product as uncharacterized. The transcript is spliced from 3 exons. Bases 1 to 1311 code for a protein of 436 amino acids. The record is from RefSeq and is a predicted model, not a curated record. Gene Ontology annotation, molecular function: nucleic acid binding. Lineage: Eukaryota; Viridiplantae; Streptophyta; Magnoliopsida; Caryophyllales; Amaranthaceae.